GUCACACAGGGCAGGAGAAGGCUGCCUGCCUGAGAUAAGAAUGCCUGAUAACUCCCUGACCCAUCAGUUCAUACACUGGGCCAUCUGAGGAGGGAAAUGAAAUCGGAAUCAAAGUGACUGGGAGUGGGAAGCCUGGCAUCCUACCACCUCCCAAGAGUUUGCAGUUCUCUGGGGAUAUUACUUGAAGCUCUGACACCGAGGCAAGAGGCUCGGUCUACAAAUACCAUCUGGGUGGCUGGUGUGAGUUCAGAGGGUACUGGGGGGGUUUAGCCCCCAAGGAAGAGGACCAACCUUCCUCCAGUGCUACCGUCAAGACUGAAUUAACAGGGAAUCCCAAACGAUGACAGAAAAGAAGGUGCUGGAGUCCCCUAAGCCCUCCCCAGCAGAGACUCGGCAAAGUGGGCUCCAGCGGCUGAAGCAGUUAUUCAGAAAGGAGUCUACCGAGACCAAGGAGAUGGAGCUUCCCCCAGAGCCCCAGGCUAAUGGGGAGGCCGUGGGAGCUGGGGGUGGGCCCAUCUACUACAUCUAUGAGGAAGAGGAGGAAGAAGAGGAGGAGGAGGAGGAGCCACCCCCAGAACCUCCUAAGCUUGUCAAUGAUAAGCCCCACAAAUUCAAAGAUCAUUUCUUCAAGAAGCCCAAAUUCUGUGAUGUCUGUGCCCGGAUGAUUGUGCUCAACAACAAAUUUGGGCUUCGCUGCAAGAACUGCAAAACCAACAUCCACGAACACUGUCAGUCCUAUGUGGAGAUGCAGAGAUGCUUCGGCAAGAUUCCCCCUGGUUUUCAUCGGGCCUACAGCUCCCCACUCUACAGCAACCAGCAGUACGCUAGUGUCUCUUCUGCAAAUCGUAAUGACCCUGUGUUUGAAACACUGCGCACUGGGGUGAUCAUGGCAAACAAAGAACGGAAGAAAGGACAGGCAGAUAAGAAAAAUCCUCUAGCAGCCAUGAUGGAAGAGGAGCCAGAGUCGGCCAGACCAGAGGGAGGCAAAGCCCAGAACGGAAACCCUGAAGGGGAUAAGAAGGCUGAAAAGAAGACACCUGAUGACAAACACAAGCAGCCUGGCUUCCAGCAGUCUCAUUACUUUGUGGCUCUCUACCGGUUCAAAGCCCUGGAGAAAGACGACCUGGAUUUCCCGCCUGGAGAGAAGAUCACAGUCAUUGAUGACUCCAAUGAGGAGUGGUGGCGGGGGAAAAUAGGGGAAAAAGUCGGAUUUUUCCCUCCAAACUUCAUCAUUCGGGUCCGGUCUGGAGAACGUGUUCACCGGGUAACAAGAUCCUUCGUGGGGAAUCGCGAAAUAGGACAGAUCACCCUCAAGAAGGACCAGAUCGUGGUGCAGAAAGGAGAUGAAGCUGGCGGCUACGUCAAGGUCUACACUGGCCGCAAGGUGGGGCUGUUCCCCACCGACUUCCUGGAGGAGAUUUAGGUGUGCGGGCAGGCGCCUGCCGGGGAGAGACCCGGGCCGGGAUCUGGGCAGGCCCAGUGGGAGCUGGAGAAGAAAUGGAGCGAAAGCAACUACACUGAGCAAGGGAGGAGCGGGAAGGCCCGCCGUAGCGAGACGGGGCUCCUGGGAAGGAGGGGCUCCCGCCCUCCUCCCUCGGCUCUGCCCUCAGACACUGGUGCCUAGAACAGCCUUUGAGAGCUGGAAAAAGAGUGCGUUUCCACUAGGAGACGCCCUGGGGUGCGGGGGGGUGGGGGGGUGCGGGGGGGGUGGGAGGCGAACUGUUGAAUGUUGUGAAUUCAUUAAAGUUUUGACAAAAGUUA
Molecule: messenger RNA, 1761 nt
Organism: Pipistrellus kuhlii (Kuhl's pipistrelle)
Lineage: Eukaryota; Metazoa; Chordata; Mammalia; Chiroptera; Vespertilionidae
Gene: STAC3
Product: SH3 and cysteine rich domain 3
Exons: 13
Coding region: 341-1423 (360 amino acids)
Biological process (GO): positive regulation of voltage-gated calcium channel activity; positive regulation of protein localization to plasma membrane; skeletal muscle contraction
Cellular component (GO): extrinsic component of cytoplasmic side of plasma membrane
Molecular function (GO): protein binding
Source: RefSeq, a predicted model, not a curated record